AUGACUGGAACCGGACUUCAACUGUUUCCUCCACCACCUCGCGCUCCAAGGCAAACAAGCCCAGCUCAGAGACCAUCGCCAAGGAUGAAGCCUUCUAUUCCAGCACCAGUAGCAGGAAGAAAAGACAGCGCAAAUCAUAUAGAGGAGCCACUUGACUUUCAUGAGCUCGUCCUACAGGUCAACUCUGUUCCUGUUUCACCCUCGAAUCCAUCCAAUCUUGGCCCAACCAUCACUGCACCACCGCGAGCAUAUGUUGCUCCAGCGAGUGGAUCUGCAGCAGGACCCAAAGCACCAUCGCCAGUCAUUGCGACACAGGAGGACUUCUAUAGAGGGCCUUCGCCAUCCUUUUCAACACCACUUGCCUACAGCCCGGAUCCCAACCGAGCAGUGUCCCCAGCGUUCUCGACAUGCGACACAUUGGUCCGCAGCAACACCACGGCGACACGAGCACCCAGGUCGCCACAAGAAGAAGUACAGAUGCGUUCCAUGUUCCCGACCUACAACCCCAACAUACCUCUUGCGCAACAAGCAUACAAGCCUGCCCAGGCGUCACCCACUCAUAUCCCACGAGAGCAGAUCAGCAGAUCGCCGUACUCUCCCGAGCCUUAUGUGCCGCACAGCAAUACCUCUUCGAGGAACACAUUGGCCGCCAAACCAUCACAGAAACCCUUCUUCACCCCAUCACACCUACUCGACAACCUAUGGCUAGCAGCAAACGGGCAAGAGGAGCCAGAGGUCCAGAUCUACACCCUCAAGAUGCAUCGAGCCACCAUAGCAAACCCGACAAUCACCUUUGGCACUACGCCCUCGCUUCCUUUCUACAGUCUGGCACCAACAAAUCUCGCCGGCGAAGACGCUCCGAUACCCAGCAUCAUGAACGAGCUGAUGAUCCAACGCCAUCACCCUACCCAGCCGCGCGUUCUUCCAAUUGCCCAACUCGAUCUCCUUGCGCCUCCUUCGAUGGACAGCAUCAUGUUCGAUCACCAGCAACAAGAGCCCACCACUCUGCUGACCAGCAUAUAUCCAAAGCUGGCUGCUCUCCAAGCGUUGGACGUAGCUGCGAAUUCGCCAGCCGCCUCACGAAUCGCUCUAGUUGACCCUGGUGCGCAAUCUCCCGCCGCACAGAGGUUAGCUGAGGAUGUGCUUGCCGGUGCCGCUCAACGGGAAUGCUGCACACUCGCAUGGAAUCGCGACGACCCCAAACAACAGUCCAACCCCUGGGCGCAGCAUAUCCCGUCUGAAGGCUCAUACCAAUUACACCACCCCGCACUAGGCAUUUUCCCGAUUCAGAUCGAGGGUGAUUGUUCCUUGAUCAACAGGCCCUCCACGCGCCCUAUCACGACGAUUUAUGGUCACAACAUGCCCUCGACUCCAGCAGUCAACAGCCAGAAGCCUGCGUGCAUUACCCUGCUAAACCCAUACAUCCUGUCGACCUCCACUCCACGGACAAAUGCAUUCUCUCCACUUCCUCUGCCGCCUCGUUCCAACGCCCAUGAUCGACCCAUCUCCGCUACGCCCUCCACCAUGUCCGUCAACCAGCUGCCAACUACAACAGACGCUACAGCCGAUGACGCAAUGCUCGCGCGUCUUGACUUUACAAGUGAUGCACUGACACUCAACCUGGGCGCCCUGAGCCGCUUCGGCAACCCUUUCCUCGUCGACGUCGCAGCCUCGACGCUCCUCGCCGUUGCAGUAGCAGAGGCAACACGCGGCCGUUCAUCGCGAAAGACAUCUCUGCAGAACUUCGACGCCCCGCCACCGAACGACUACGAACUGCAAACUCCAGAGACCAAAGCGCGGAGCUUCAAAGAAACAUUUGCCCGGGAUUGGGAGGGCGUAGACGCACGCUCGAAGCAAGGCCGGCGCAAGGCCGGGCUGGCAGUAAGCAGCGGCCUGAAGAAAUUCGUCGCAAGUCUGAAAUCCACCACCGUCGACGAGCCAAACCAAACCCGGGCUGCAAGCCAGUCUACGGUGCGCGCGAGAGACGCGAACGCGCAGUUCGACAAAGAUAUCGAGCUGGGCGAGUGGUACGGUCACGGGCAGACGGCGGAGCCCUCGACUCAGACAAAGAAGAAAGACCGGAAAGCAAAAGACGAAGACAAGCUGCCGCUCGUAGCACGGGGCAUCAUCGGCAUUGUGACUUUCUCUUUCAAAGCCGUCAUCUGGGUAUUGACACUCGCGUUCAAGGUUGUCGCUGGCGUGGUCAAGUUGCUGAUCCGGGCAUUCACAAAGUCGUAA
This is a messenger RNA of Ascochyta rabiei, 2238 nucleotides long. RefSeq lists its product as uncharacterized. The record is from RefSeq and is a predicted model, not a curated record. NCBI's taxonomy places the organism in Eukaryota, Fungi, Ascomycota, Dothideomycetes, Pleosporales, Didymellaceae. The coding region runs from base 1 to 2238 and encodes 745 amino acids. The transcript has a single exon.